Messenger RNA from Aedes albopictus (Asian tiger mosquito), 2828 nucleotides. RefSeq lists its product as uncharacterized. The transcript is spliced from 2 exons. Lineage: Eukaryota; Metazoa; Arthropoda; Insecta; Diptera; Culicidae. Bases 4 to 1029 code for a protein of 341 amino acids. The record is from RefSeq and is a predicted model, not a curated record.
GUAAUGGAUCAAUCGUAUAAAUCAAAAUUCAACAAAUUCAAGUGCAGUGCAAAAAUAAACAAUCCAAAGUGCAACCGUCAUAAUCUACGGGGCAUGUCAUUAAGAUUGAUAGAUAAAAUUCAUUCCAUGGGAUAUACACAUGAAAUCGACGAAUCGAUGAGUAUUUGUGAGUCAUGUCGUGGAUUGAUAAGUCACAACAGAAGCCCGAAUACGAAAAAACGCCGAUCGGAUGGAAACGACGAAACUAUGCAACCAUCAUUUAGUGGGCAGCAACAUCAUGAUGUUCCAGAACCAGAACCGUCAACGAGUGGUCAACAAAUCGAACAUGAGCUGGAUAUGGUACCAUCUAUUUCAUCAUUGGAGUCAAUUCCGUCAACAGAUCAACUACAGGGUCCCCAUAAUAUUGAGAAGUUUAAUACCAUUGCUGAAACAUUGAGUUUAUCGCCAAUCUCAUCUAGAAACAUGAGAAGUAUGGAAUAUCGCAUAAACAAAUCAUUGCAGAUUACGAAAGCAGUUCGAAAAAAUAUCUUCGGAAUAGAUUCAACGGAUGUUGGCAAAGUGGAGGCGUAUGACGAGAUAAUUAUGCUGUUAAAGGAUAAGUUCAAUCACCCUACAACUGACAGAAGCGAACAGAUUAAAAUACUAUCUGUACUUCCUAAGUCUUGGUCGGUAAAUAAAAUCACAAGAGAGUUUAACGCACCAAUGUAUAUGGCGAGGCAGGUGAAGGAUCUUGUUUAUGAACAGGGUAUUCUUUGUACCACCGAAAAAAGAAGGGGGCAUGGUAUUGAUGACGAUACAAAAGAAAUAGUAAGAGAAUUUUUUGAUGAUAAUGAUAUCAGCAGGCCAAUGCCAGGAACAAAUGAUUUUGUUUCUGAGGUUCGAAAUGGAAAAAAAACAACAAGUUCAAAAACGACUUUUGAUGAUGUCGCUCAAAGAGGCUUAUAUGAUUUUUGUAGAUAUGUACAAAACUGUGAAUAUUGGUUUCACAGUAUUUACACAGUUGCGACCAAAGCAUUGUAUUUUACUUGAUUCUACUGGUAUACAUAAUGUAUGCAUAAUGCAUAUGUACUAUUCAUGAAAAUGUAAAUUUAAUGUUCCACAGUAUAAGAAUUGUGUCACAAGAUGAAAUAAUACAAAAAAUGCUUUGCGAUAUUUCCACCAGAACAGAUAAUUGCUUUUUCCGUGCUUGUGAAAAGUGUGCUUGUAAUGAACACAUUGAAGAGGAACUUACAUUGAUAUUAGAAUCAAAUGACAAAGAAGAGAUUAUAUUUCAGCAGUGGUUGAAUACUGAUCGCUGUAAUUUAGAAACGAUUAUUAAACCUGUUGAUGAAUUUGUUCCGUAUCUUGUUGAUAAAAUUGACAAACUUAUAACACACGACUUUAUUCAUAAACAACAAUCAUCAUUUCUCAGAAAUAAAAAAAAGAUACAUUAAAGGAUGAUGAAAUUCUUGCGAUUUGUGAUUUGAUUUGAAAGAUAAUAAACUUGUAAAUGUUAGCUUCAUUAUCAUAUCGAAAGUAAUGGCUCACGAUACAGUUGCGGUCCAGUUGUUCAUCUCAAAAAUGAUAGAUUUUAUGAAACAAUUAACGAUUUUUUCUAAAAUUUAUUUUAUGUCUGAUGGGGCAGCAUCACAAUACAAAAAUAAGAAGAACUUUGCUAGUCUAUGUAGAUUCCAGUCAAAGCAUGCAUUAAGAGCAGAAUGGCAUUCUUUUGCAACGUCCCACGGUAAAGGUCCAUGUGAUGCUAUUGGUGGCACUCUCAAGCGAAUGGCAAAGAGAGCAAGUCUUGCUCGAGAUUAUGGAAAUACCAUAACAACUCCAAGAGAGUUAUAUAACUGGGCAGUUGUAAAGACAGAUAAAAAUAUAACUAAAUUAAAUUUCUGUUACGUAUCCACUGAACAGUACAUUAAAAUGUCAGAAGAUCUCGAAGAAAUAUAUAAUAACGCCAAAACAAUACCAGGCACUCAGAAAUUCCAUAGUUUUUUGCCUAUUCCUGGCGACAAAGUAAAGGCAAACAGGUAUUCUAAUUCAGAAGAUGAACCAAAAAUAUUUAGUAUGAUCGGAAAAAAAUAGAAAAGAACAUGUUUGAAAUUGGCUCUAAGACACAUAUAUAUAUAUAUAUUUGAAAAAAUCAUAAUUAUAAAUAGUUGUAUAUUUAAAAGUGCACUUCAAUACAUAUUGCGAUCAAACAUUACAUUUCCUAAGAAAAUACAUUUGUAAUAUUUUGAAGUUUUUUAUGUAUAGGAAAACCCUUCCAAAUGAUUGAAUAAAUAACACAAAAUCUCCUAGAAAAUUGAGUUUCAUUGCAUUCUGGGAUUGUUAUGGCCUUCAUUGGGUUUAUUGUUAAUAACAAAAUACACUGAAAAAAAAUCAUUCGAACAAGAAAACGUUUUUGUUAGAAAAACUUUUUUUUUCUUAAAAGUGCCCAUCUUGUGAUGUAUGGACGGUUGGUAGGGAACAUAAUUACCUGUCUUGAGACAAAAUUUCAUCAAAAUCAAAAAUGGUGUUUUUUUUAAAUCAACUUUGAAUUUUUAGAAAUGAUUUUUUUCAGUGUAGGGCUCAUUUUGGAUUUUUUUAGUAUUUUUUUCUUAAAAUUUGACUUAUUUUGUGAUAAUCACCCAUACAACACUUUUUUGUAGGAGUAGUCAUUUUUUGAUUAAAAACAUUUUUAAAAAAUCCAUAAAAAAAGUUUAGCCCUUUUCAAAAGUCAGUCGAGAAAAAAAUUAGAAAAAUGAGUAUGCAAAGUGGCUUAUCUGGGCAAGGUCUACACACCAAGAAAGUUUCGUUGUAAUCUGAGAGGGUGCUGCCAACAUUUGUCCGAGUUGGCGCGA